AUGCCUGCAUGCGAGGUGAUGCCGCAGGAAGACGGCGCGGCACAAGCAGAUGCCGACGGGAUGAAGGACAUGUCGCAGAAAAUGCCGACACUGGGAAACCGGAUCAUGGUGCUGAAAGAAGGCUGGGUCGCGCUGAUACUGAGCGGCACAAAAACCAUGGAGCUGCGCAGCCAGCCAGCAAAAACAGGACCAAUCUGGAUUGGAUUCGAAGGUCGCGUCUAUGCCCACGCAGAAAUUUCAGACUGCAGGCAGAUGUCGCAGGAGAUCUACGAAGAAACCAGAGCACAACACCGCCACAUGGGCAGAAUGAAACAAGGCGACUCGCUGUACGGCUUGGUGCUGACGAACCUCGUCCAACUAGCGCAUCCAAUCGACUACUACCAGAAGCCCGCAACGGUGCUCUGGGAGAACUUCAGGACUGGACCGGACGAAAAGCUCCCCCACCGCAGAGCUUCAAAGCGCGCACAAGAAAUGCGGGCUUUACAAGAUGCUCGCGAGGAUGACGAAACCUCGGAAAUCGACGAGAGCCCCGGGUGCAAGAACACAGAAGAAGAAGAUCGGCGGGGAAAAGACGGCGGAGACGCCACGCGGCCAAGCACGGAGCGUGAGCCGCAGGAACUUGGUUGCGACUACACUCUUCAGGAAGAAGUACGCCAAUUCGUCAGAGCAGUCAUGUACCGCGAGCUGGAACAAGAACAGCUCGCAUGGUGGCAGGACAGCCUGAAGGAGCGCUGCCGCUACCACCGCUUCCCAUGCCGAACGUGGUUCGAGCUCGUCUACACAUGGCGCCCUGCUAUACACUCUCCAGAGCCAAGACCCAACGAAAAGGCGGAACGACCACAGCCGCAGGAGGUUCUCGCGGAAAGCUUCUCACAUCCACGAGGCCCGCAGCCUCAACACGCCCCGACCUACAGCAUCCCGUGCUACAUCCCCGUCCUGCUGAGCUACGAACACAACGGCUCCUCUGCGCAAAAACCCGGCACUCACAUCCACAGAGUUUGA
Messenger RNA from Symbiodinium sp. CCMP2592, 1002 nucleotides. The record is from the annotation of a GenBank genome assembly. Lineage: Eukaryota; Dinophyceae; Suessiales; Symbiodiniaceae.